AUGUCCGCCUGUCUACGAUGCAAUAUCGCGCCUGCCUUACCCGGCCAUCGCUUCUGCAGCCCUUGCGGCAGGAUAAUACACGCCGGCAGCCUGCAGCGUUCGGGACUUUGUAUGCGCGGCUGUGGCCGGACCGCGAAGCAAGGUCACCGAUUCUGUGUUCCUUGUGGUAGGUCGUACUACCGUUAG
Messenger RNA from Colletotrichum paranaense, 186 nucleotides. RefSeq lists its product as uncharacterized. The coding region runs from base 1 to 186 and encodes 61 amino acids. The record is from RefSeq and is a predicted model, not a curated record. Lineage: Eukaryota; Fungi; Ascomycota; Sordariomycetes; Glomerellales; Glomerellaceae. The transcript has a single exon.